AUGUGCUAUCCCACAUCUGCACAAAAGUGGGGCGAAAGAUGCAAGGCACAAUCGAAGACGGCACAUCUUGUUGCUUAUACAGUAACACAGGCUUCGCAAGUUUUCAUUAUAUUGUAUGACCUCGAAGCAAUUGGCACAAAGGGUUCCAUCGACUCCAAGCUAUUCCUUCUAUACUUCGUGAGAAAUACGCUGCUGUCCUGCCUUCAAACACUGAUUCCUGCUGUUGCGGCUGAAAGAACAUUCGCUUCACGCUAUAUCAGCGAUUAUGAACGUCAAAAUCGCUUGUGGAUAUCGUAUACAAUCAUUGGGAGCGCUCUGAAGCUCGCUGUGUUGUUACAAGUACUCGUUCAACUGCUAAGCAUUGGCAAACACACUAUGGUUCCUCUUGCUGCGCUCUCAUUGUCUAUAACUAUAUUCUCAUUAGCAGCCAUGAUAGUGGUGCAUAAACGUGAUGCCGCUAAGCUUCGCGAUCUUGAAAGCAUGACCGGAUAUUCAAAACUCAAUAACACAUUGAGCAUGAAGUUUCAAUUGGCCGAAAACGUUCGUGUUACAAAGUGGCUGACUUACUCGUCGAUUGCUUAUGCUGUUUGGGCAUUUAUUGGAGCUUUUUUCGCCUUUCCACCAGUUUUGGUCUUCAAUGAAAGCGAUCUUGUCGGGCAACUUCUUUGGGAGGUUUUGAACAUUUACUUUGCGAUGUAA
Molecule: messenger RNA, 699 nt
Organism: Cylicocyclus nassatus
Lineage: Eukaryota; Metazoa; Nematoda; Chromadorea; Rhabditida; Strongylidae
Source: the annotation of a GenBank genome assembly